UUGGUCACACUGGUGUUUAGCUUUUGUUUUUGUUGACUGAAAUAAAUAAAGAAAUUGCAAUAUAAUGGAUCCAAUAGUACUUGUUUUAUCUUAUGGAGCAGUUCCUGCACUGGAAAUAGUGGAAAAUAUUUUAUCCGAAGUGAAUCAAUCGAAGGAGUCAACAUCAACGGAGUGCUCACUUAAUUGCUAUAAGUGCAUCAUUAAAACCAAGUAUUAUAACACUUCCAUUAACUUAAUUCCAUUUUCCGGAAAACUGGAAGCUGUGCCGGAGAAAAUUCUUCAAGCAACUGAGGCGUUGAUCAUUUACUUUGAUUCAAAAGAUACCUCCUUUAUCGACACUAUUCCCAAGACGUUAGCAAAGAAUGAACAGAUUCAGCUGGGCUUUCUGCUAACCUCUUCCACUUCAGAAGAAGGUGGAUUGUCCUUUGGAGAAAUCAAGGAGAAAACGAAUUUCUUUUUUGACAUCAUAACAUUGAGAAGCAAUGUUGAGAGUGACCCAGAUGAAGAUGAAAAAGACUACGAGGAAGUUGUGGAGGGUUUGAAAAACGUAGUUUGGUCCAAUGUCAAGUUUGGUUCGGAUCUCAAGGAAGAAAUCAGUGCCGACGAGCUGGAUAGUCAGCUGAAGGACUUUGAAAACUUACUCCUCACGGCGCAAAAUCUACGUAACGAUACGAGCCUCACUCGGGAGCAAUUUCUGGAUCGAGCUGAGCAGUUUGCCGGCAUAGUUUCCUCGAUUUUAAAUGACAAUGAUAGCGACUAACUGCUACCCAGUUAUCGCAUCGUAAGCAAACUCAACGUACUGUUUGUUAUCAUUAAUAAAUGUUAAGCUGAUUACAUUGUAAAGUGUAA
Messenger RNA from Drosophila sechellia, 849 nucleotides. RefSeq lists its product as uncharacterized. The record is from RefSeq and is a predicted model, not a curated record. The coding region runs from base 65 to 760 and encodes 231 amino acids. The transcript is spliced from 4 exons. Lineage: Eukaryota; Metazoa; Arthropoda; Insecta; Diptera; Drosophilidae.